This is a messenger RNA of Lethenteron reissneri (Far Eastern brook lamprey), 5464 nucleotides long. Its product is annotated as gap junction gamma-1 protein-like. The record is from RefSeq and is a predicted model, not a curated record. Gene Ontology annotation, cellular component: connexin complex. NCBI's taxonomy places the organism in Eukaryota, Metazoa, Chordata, Hyperoartia, Petromyzontiformes, Petromyzontidae. Gene Ontology annotation, molecular function: gap junction channel activity. Gene Ontology annotation, biological process: cell-cell signaling.
UGUAGUAGCGGCAGCGGCGGCACCCGUCAGGUUGAGGAUCGCCGCGCCAAGAGGCUGCUCCCCCCGGCCAUGCCGGCCACGCCGAGAGACGAGAGCCGGCGGCGUCACUCUCCACUCCGAGCCAGCGACACCCGCUAACGCGACCAGACAUAGAGAAGGUGGGGGGGGGGAGACGUAGGAGGAGGAGGUAUAAACGAAGAAAGGCGUAAGGCAAGCCCGGGGAAAGGGGUCGUUAAGUGCGAGAGAAAGCGGCGAGAGACAAAGAGGAGGGGGGCUGGUGGUGGUGGUGAAGUUGAAGCGACAUUCCGAUCCAAUCUCGGGGCCCCGCGCGCCGCGUCGGUUGCCGUGAGAUCGCCUCCUCGUCUCCCUGCCGUCGGUACACGCUUGUGAGCUGGUGUUAAAAUGAGCUGGAGUUUUUUGACUCGUUUGUUGGAGGAAAUACAUCAGCACUCGACGUACCUGGGAAAACUCUGGUUCACCACAUUCUUAAUUUUCCGCAUCGUGCUGACAGCCGUCGGUGGCGAGUCAAUCUACUAUGAUGAACAGAGCAAGUUUGUGUGCAACACGCAACAACCGGGCUGCGAAAAUGUCUGCUACGAUUCCUUCGCGCCUCUCUCCCACGUGCGUUUCUGGAUCUUUCAAAUUAUUGUCGUGGCAACACCGAGCAUUCUCUACCUUGGCUUCGCCAUACACAGGAUACGAAGGUCAGAAGACUCCCCUGCCUACAAAAAACCGAGACGGACUCCACUGAUACAUCGUGGGCCGGACCGUGAGGCUGAGGAAGCUGAAAAUGACCAAGAGGAGGAUCCAAUUUUGCAUGAAGAAGAGGAGUUUGAUCACAAGACCAGCAGCGAGGACGAAAACAAGAAAAAGGAUAAUAAACGGCACGAUGGUCGUCGCAUGAUCAGGGUUGAUGGCCUCAUGAAGGCUUACGUGUUGCAGCUUAUUUUACGCACAAUGGCCGAGGUGGGUUUCCUCUUUGGCCAGUACAUGAUGUACGGCCUGGAGGUGAUCCCUCGCUUUGAGUGCACUCGUUAUCCGUGCCCCCACCGCGUUGACUGCUUCAUCUCGAGGCCCACGGAGAAGACCAUCUUCUUGUACGUGAUGUACGCCAUGUCCGGGCUCGGCCUGGUGCUCGACGUGGCGGAAAUGUGGCACCUGGGGAUGGGCGCCCUCGGCGACGCACUGCGAGGCCGUCAAACGAAGCACGAUCAACGGAGUGUGGAGUAUCACCAUGGAGAAGAACAACUCAAAGUGUUGCCUUCUUAUGGCAGCUAUGAAGACUAUCGUCCAGAAAACGUUCCUUCUGCACCGCCACACUAUAACUGCAUGCCAAAGCCCGCGGGCCAUUUUCCGCAAAGGAUUGCGAACGGCAAGCCGCCGCAGAUGCAGACUUCUAAUGUCAUCGAGAUCGAUAAAGCCCCGGGGAUAGAUCUCUCGCGGCUGCAGGACGACCUGCGCGUGAUGCAGCAGCGGCUGGAGCUGAUGUCCCGUGUCGGGGCCGCGCAGGAGAACAGCAGAGUGGAGUCUCCGGCCUCCGACUCAGUGGUGACGGAGCAGAAUCGCGCAAACACAGCUCACGAGAAACAUCACCACAGAGCGGCGGAAGAGUUCAAAAGCUGGGUCUGAGAAGGGAAGCACGAUUAGUUCGAAGAGUAAUCCACCCAUUUCAGUUUAGUUUCAAUUUUGUUAUGAAACCAAAAAAAACGUAUGUCAUCUCUUGGGUAUUUAGUUGAUGUACAUUUCGCUGAAUGCUGCCGAUUGGUACAGCAUUAGAGUAAGUAAAAGGUGCUUGGCAGACUUAAUGAAAUUUCGUAUCCUGCAAAUAUUGCCAUCUUCUAAAGAUAAACAUUAGUCGUCUUAAUUAUUAUUGAGUUUACUUUAAGCGGAACAAUAAAAUCCACUCAUGGCAUUUGUGCCUUUUGAUACCAUUUAUAGUUAGAACAGAGAAGUGUGAGUUUAAAUAAUAUUUAUAGUUACUUUCUUCAGUUUAGUUAAUGAUACAUUCUGCAAUGAGAUACGAAUCUAACCCAGUGUGACAAUGUAAACACUAUUGAUGUUUUAAUUUGUGUUGUUUAAAACCAUAUGUAGAAAUGGUGAGCAUAUGAACAUUUCAUUUAUUUUACCAGGAUUCAAAAUGAUGCACAGUGCCAGUAACAAAACCUAUCAGUGAGUACAUGUAUAGUUACUUAAUUGCUCUUAGAAUAUUCAUGGUAUACAUUUUAUUUAUUGCAUUUUUUGUGUAGAAUUUGUUUAGUAUUUAAUGGUAAUAAUAAAACUUCACCUGCUUUAAUAGUAGGACUAACAUCCUCUCCACUCCAAAAUAAUCCCAUGCACAAUCCCUGCAGACGUUUCUGGCUCAAUACAUAGGAUUUAUGUAAUUUUAACAUUGCCAAUUUCGAGCCGUGUUGUAUCAGAUUAUUUCUAUUUCUCGUAAAUAGUCAAUGAAAAUGUGAAUAUCCAUAUUGGCAUAUAUAAGGUUGUGCCUCAGCUAAACAUAAGGAGAAACAUUUCAUCACCAAAGGAAUUUAUUUAUAUAAAUUUCCCUCCUAGAACAUCCUAUAGCUUGUAAGCCUCAUUAUAAAAUGGAUUAAUUGUUGAGUGAUAUCGCUAAAAUAGGCCUUACAAGUGGUUUGGAUAUAAAGUUCUCUUGGAGAUGCAUUUACCGAACUUUAUUGGUGAACAAGGCGAAAGUCAUGAUUAAUUUUGUACAAGUUGAUAUAAUGUUCAUGUUAAAAACCAGGAAGCAGCAUGAAGAAAAUGGAUGGAAUUCUAGAGUUUGUGGUCAUAUUUUCAAAGGUGUAAAUCCGAAAACAUUGUGUAUGCUGAAUGUAGUUGCAUCCUGUUUGAUAACAGUUAAGAAAUAUAACGGCAUAUACGUGCUAUUUGGCUGUAUGCCUACAUUACCACAGUUGUAUGGAAUUGAAGUCUAUAAUUGUUCAUCUGUAGAAUACAAAUGCCUGUUUUAUUUUGUGUUUACACUAUCGGUGAGGUGUGGUAAAAUGGCCGUGCAUCGCCAGCUCGUCGCACGUGCCUAUGCACGCCUGUAAUCCAGCACUGGAGGUGAGGGUUGGUGAAUCACGCACCCACUGGGCUGUGAGGUUGCCAUCUCAUGGCGUUCCAGGGUAUAGAAGUACAGAAAGUGGAUUCUAUUCCAUAUGCAUGGGUUUUCUCUGGGUAUUCCCGUUUCCUCACCAAUGUAUAAACGCUCUUUAAACGAGUUCGCCAAACAUCCCGUGUGGGGGUACAGAGCUUUGGCCAAAUAUUGCCGCCGGCUUUGGCUGCCUUCCCACUUGUCUGUGGUUUCCUGCGCCUCUUGAAUAAUUUGGUCUUCCUCUCUGAGUGUGUACAAACACUGUGCUUUACAAGUCUGUGUAUUUGGUUAAGCACUAUUCAAGUUUAUUUUGUUACACCAGGUAAAGAACUCGAUACACUAGGAUAGUACAAUUUGCAAGAGUGGCCUGGGGCAUUCAGCUGCCAGUAGGGGGCGAUGAUAGCUAUGUGUAAUGCCAAUUGACAAAUUUGUGGGUAAUUAUCGGUCUACUCUUGUGAAUUACUUCACAGGAUCAUUUAAUGCCCACUGUGAAGCAGAUGGCAUGUCUUGUUACGAAUAUCCAUUACAUCAGCAGUAUUGAGGGCAGCCGCUGGAUUUGAACCGUGAACCUGUUCAGCGGUUGAUUCUACCUAAUGACCCCUAUUGCGGUGAAAAAGUGCACUUGGUCAAAUGACCACAUCUCAUUUACGAAACAGUGGGAAAAUAGAAUGCAACCUGCUCCAGAAAACAUUGACCAAUCCUGUAAGUUACCCACGUGUAGUUGUGUUAAGUAGAUAGGAAUGUUUUGCAUUUGUAAAACACCAAAAGUUAAUGGCAGUACUACUGCCAGUUUCAGUCCUGGCUUUCGAAGGCGUACGUUUAAGUCCCUCGUUAUAAAAGAGUCAUGUGUUUAUCAUUAAAUGGUUACAUGAACACAAUUAUGGUAAUUGUAGCAAACAGGUUCCAGUUUGAACACACUAGGAAAAGAACAAACACAUAAUUUACACGUUAACAAAAAAUUAUCAGAAAAUAUACCUCCCCAUAUCUGUCCCAUCACAUCAGCCACACCAGGAAUUUAAACAGCUUUGGUUCAACACAAGCACACUGAACUGGUUUUGACGUUCAGUGUUUCAUCAGCAGUCAGGCUUGCUUGAACCAAUAUUGGUGAACUGCCAAAUGUUUAUAGUCAUGGUCCCUAUCUUUUAUAGGUUCUAGAUUGAUGCAAAACUUUAUAAUACGAUAGAGGUAUUUACAAAGCGUUGUGAAAUCCUACUUUAAAUUCUAAAAGCGGAUUACGUCUUAGCCAAUAUUCUAGCAUUGCUCAUUAUAUAAAGGUGCCUGGGAAAAAAUAGUAUUACACAAUAUCGUAACAAUGUCAAGUAAAUUGGGGAUGUCUUUGAAUAUGCAAGUACUUGAAAAGGUCUGAUCGUUGGUACUUUAUAAAAAAUUUUUUAUAAAACUGAAUAAAAAAAGCAUGCAUGCCCAUGCUUAGUUUAAAGGAAAACCUAAGCUAAACCAAAUGUGUCUUGUAGCUGCAUACAUAGACAGUGUCCCAGACUGCCCAACACAAGUUUUAUGCUUCGUUAUUGGGGGAAAAAGCCUUAUAAAUUGUCUUGUAUUUCUCCAAUUUAAUCCCGAUUGUAUUGUCUAACUUAGAGCAGUGCAUCACACUGUUAGAUAUGGUCAUUGCAACAUAACUUAUUUUUAUAACAUUUGUCGGUGCAGCGAUGUCACUAUGAACAAAGUUCUUGUGCUUGGUUAGAACCUUAUAAUUUGUUUACCCAUUACAGAUGCAUUCAACUUGUGUUGGAUAACCAAGGACAAAGCCCUGGUAUUUAUGUACAAGAUUAAGAAGUUUGUUUAUUGAGGUUGCAUCUGAAGUUUUGUAUUGCUUUUAUAUUAACGAUACUGUUGCAUAUGUGUAAUAGUAGUGCCAAGCUGUCCUAUAUUUCAGGGCACAUGAGUGCAAAAGCUGUUUUGUCUGCACUGCCAAUGUUGAUGUCUUAAGAUGGACUGUAUUUGAACCACACUCUUUGCCUUGGUACAGUUUUGGUUUAAUGCUAAAUAUUGCUUUUCUUGAAAUCUAUACAGGGGCUUAUGCUUGCAAGGUGGAUUCAUUGCCUUGGCACUGUCAUAUAAUGGUGCACAAUACACAAUAGAACAUUCCGAAUAACGACUGCACAACAAGCAGCAUUAUAUUCCAAGGAUUGGUGUUACUGCCUAAUAUGAUUUUCUGAAUUGAUCAUUCUAGGAAUUGUUUUUCACCACAAUUUGUGGGCCUUUUGAGGAUUCUUGUAUGUUAUACAUUUUCUAUUUUCUAACAUUUCAGGAAGUGUUGUAUUUUCUUUUAUAUUGUUUUUUUUAUGAUUACAUUCAUGUCAUAGGAUUUUUGUAGUUGAGGUAAUGUGGACCAAUUAAUAAAACGUAUUU